Amphimedon queenslandica is the source of this 1572-nucleotide messenger RNA. RefSeq names its product CDP-diacylglycerol--glycerol-3-phosphate 3-phosphatidyltransferase, mitochondrial-like. The transcript is spliced from 8 exons. The coding region runs from base 12 to 1514 and encodes 500 amino acids. Gene Ontology annotation, biological process: cardiolipin biosynthetic process. Gene Ontology annotation, cellular component: mitochondrion. Lineage: Eukaryota; Metazoa; Porifera; Demospongiae; Haplosclerida; Niphatidae. The record is from RefSeq and is a predicted model, not a curated record. Gene Ontology annotation, molecular function: CDP-diacylglycerol-glycerol-3-phosphate 3-phosphatidyltransferase activity.
UUUUGCUUAACAUGAUUUCCCGGUCUUUUUCUUGGCUUGCUGAGCAUUCUAAGCCUCUACUUUUAUCAGGAAAUAAUGUGAGAGUUCUCUCUGCACCUGGGGAAUACCUCCAAUGGCUCAAGAGUCAACUAGUUUCUGUUAAAUGGAGGAUUCUUCUCUCUUCACUUUAUCUGGGCACUGGCUACCUUGAGAAGGAGCUGGUUGGACUAAUAGCUGAUUCACUUCGGACCAAUUCCUCACUCCAAUGUAGCAUUGUAUUGGAUAGUCUACGUGGCCAUCGUGGUAACCCAAAUUCUGUCAGCGUUCUGGGAAAAUUGAUUCAAGAAUUCCCCCAUCAGUUCUCACUGUACAUGUACCACACGCCCUCUUUAAGAGGGUCGUUAAAGCGGGCAUUACCCCAGAGGAUUAACGAAGUGGUUGGAUUGCAGCACACCAAGCUGCACGUCUUUGAUAAUAAUGUCCUAAUGACAGGAGCUAACCUGAGUCAUGAUUACUUCACAAACAGGCAAGAUCGUUACAUUAGUUUUGACUCCUCCCCUUCUCUGGCAAACUAUUUGUCAAAAGUUCACGAGACUCUCUCUCAGCACUCCUUCCUCGUAAAACCCGACAGUAGCCUAGCUAACCCUCAGGCAAUGAGAGGACUCAACCCUCUUCAAUCAAAGAGGAAUUCAAAUAUUUUUAAAAAAUCAUUUUAUGAAGAAAUGCAGACCAUCAUACAAUCAAAGACUCAUGCUGCUGAGACUCAUUCCCAUACUGCUAAGUCUCAUUCUCAUCAUACCACUAAGACUCAUGCUAAUACUAAUACUGAAUCCUGUAUCACUAGUGAGACUCGUUCCCAUACUCCUAGUACUGAUUAUGAGAGUAUUGGCAUGGAAUCAGAGGAAUCAGACACAGUGGUGUAUCCAUUGGUUCAAAUGGGAGAGUAUGACAUAAGACAAGAUGAAGAGGUCACUGCUGGUUUGUUGUCUAAUGUCAGUGCCAAUGAAAGACUCUGUAUUGCGUCAGGGUACUUUAAUCUACCUCAUGUACACAAGAGGUCACUGCUAGACAGUAAAGGCCAUAUUUCAAUAUUGGCCUCUUCGCCUCAGUGUAUGGGAUUCUAUGGAGCUCAAGGUCCAGCUGGAUCAAUACCACAGUUAUACAGUAACCUAACGGCCCAGUUCCUCAGGGACUCUUGUCCCCAUGGCUCCAGGAUCAGGUACUACGAAUACCAUAGGCAGGAAUGGACUUACCAUGCUAAAGGUCUUUGGUACUACUUGCAAGGAAUGAAUCUGCCAAGUUUGACACUCAUCGGCUCCAGUAACUAUGGCUAUCGCUCGUUAAAGAGGGACCUGGAGUGCCAGGUUGCCAUAGUAACGAGGAACAAGAGACUACAGCUGGCUCUUGAUAAGGAAAGAGAGCAGCUGUACAAUUAUGGAACUCUAUUGAGUCUAGAGGAUAUGAAAGCAUCACGUGACCACAGACCCUCUCUAUGGGUGAAAGGGAUCACUCCAUUACUCAAAUAUUAUGUAUAAAUCAAUUUUUAUUAUUAAUACUCAUGAAUAAUUAAUGAGGCACGCCCAUUCAAAGACC